Molecule: messenger RNA, 1513 nt
Organism: Branchiostoma floridae (Florida lancelet)
Lineage: Eukaryota; Metazoa; Chordata; Leptocardii; Amphioxiformes; Branchiostomatidae
Exons: 2
Coding region: 456-1208 (250 amino acids)
Source: RefSeq, a predicted model, not a curated record
UUGGAGGGUUUAAUUGCAUUGUUGUCGAGUGAGGGUUUUGUGAUUUAAGAUUGUGUACGGACGGCUAACACCUGGAUAUUGUUAACUUUGUCACGUCUGCAAACUAUACAAAUAAAAGCUUGAGUAUAAAACCUACGGGAGGUGAGGUAAUUUAGAGGGGGGUAACUGUUAACUGAAAACCAGCGACUGCACGACCGGUCGCCCAGGUAGACGCAUUCGGCGGUCGUCUAGGUAAACAAAUAUGCCCGAUCGGCUUGCACGGAGCUUUUCACCGCUCGGCCGCUACGUAAACGACCGGACAAAGAACGGCGAACAAAACGCCACGGUAUAGCCAUUGCAAAUCCUAUCCUUGUCGAGGCUUUACUAAUGGCAUGAGUGGGCCGUGGAACUAGUUUGGAGUGGUUGAGGAUUUUCUAGGCUCUUUUGUAGUAGUUUUUAGGGAGUGAGGAGUUGCUAUGGCGGUGGAGUCAGGUAGGAGGAAUAGUAUGGGACCGAGUAUUAUCAAACUGACGAGUAGGCAGUCGCUACAUCGUAGUGUGCCGCCGAUCAACCAAGAAGGGGAGUACAAACUCUACGGGUCACAGAUCCCAGCGCCCCGCCACGUCAAGACCGCACCGGCGCCGACACGAUCCUUCGACGGCAUCCUGCGAACCAGGCCCCGAGAGAGGACCGUGCCGACCAUCGUUGACUUCGACUCGUCGGCGUUUCAACCGUGGGAGGGGAGAGGGCCGUCUCGGGGAGUCAUGGGCUUUUUCCCGCCUGUGAAACUCAGACGGUCCGCUGGUAGCGAGAGAAGUGAAGGGAUUCCACAAACUCCAGUACCGGCCAGCACAGAAAUGGAGCUAGCUCCCACGACCGGUGACGAAGAACCUCCUCCGAAAACCCCCGCAAACAUCAAUCUCAGCCAACAACAGCAACAGCAACAACCACUAAACCCCCAUACGGAGCCUCCUCCUACAGCAAGAGCCACAGUAACCUCCCAUGGGACCCGCAGAGGAAAACGCCCUGUGAAGCGCUCCGAUACUGAACCAAUGGACGUAGAUAACACGUUACCGGUUGCACUAGGCCUUCCCAUGACACACGUGUACCGCAGGGAUACGCCUUGGGUCUACUGCUACAAAGUCAAACAACGGAGGAACAGAUUCUACAAACUCUUGGCCAGCAAAUCUGCUUCAGAUACAGACAGAAUGAAAGAUUUCAGGACUUGAUGAUAUUGUUUAGUGAAGAUACACAGUUUUACAUUUUGUUUGUGUGUAUAUAUGUUUGUACAUAUAUUUUUGUAAUUUUUCAUAAUUGUCUUCUAAAUAAAAAAAUCGUCUUCCUUGAGAAAGAUGGAAUCAAAUUUUGUACAUAUUAUGAUAAUGAAUGAUAGACAAUGAAAAUGAAAAAUAUAUUUUACUUGUUGACCGUCGUUGGUUACUGUUCGGCGAAGACUUCUCUGUUGCACAUGUAAUACGUGUUUGGUGAAAUCUUUGGUGAAGAGUGCAGUGGACAAUAAAAUAUCUCGUUUAUA